This is a messenger RNA of Dioscorea cayenensis subsp. rotundata (Guinea yam), 2394 nucleotides long. RefSeq names its product LRR receptor-like serine/threonine-protein kinase FEI 1. Bases 391 to 2184 code for a protein of 597 amino acids. Gene Ontology annotation, molecular function: ATP binding; protein kinase activity; receptor serine/threonine kinase binding. NCBI's taxonomy places the organism in Eukaryota, Viridiplantae, Streptophyta, Magnoliopsida, Dioscoreales, Dioscoreaceae. The transcript has 14 exons. Gene Ontology annotation, biological process: protein phosphorylation. The record is from RefSeq and is a predicted model, not a curated record.
UUAGAUCCAGACAAUGACACGUCACACACUCACUCUUCUCCUAUUGGUUUUACCCGUGGGCCCCCACCGACCGCCUCUUCUUGACUACUACCCAUUUCUCUCUCUCUCUUGUCUGCUGCUCUUUCUCUCACUCUCCAUCCCGCUCCUCCUCCGGACGAUAUCUCCUCGCGGACAAAUCUAGGGUUUUCUCUCUCUCCAAUUACUCCAAAGCCCUCCAUAGAUCGAUCCAUUCUUCUAGAUGCUAAUUAUCAAGUGAGUACAUUGUUAUGUGUUGAUUAGAUGGAGAUGCUCAGUUGUGGUGGAUAACAAUGAGCUUGGUUCAGGAUUUUGAGAAUUUGUUGCAUGUAUGAUUAGCUAUAUCUAGUAUUCUUGUGUGGGAGGAGCAUCUCAAUGGCUUCAGGUCUGAUGAGAUGCCAGAGACUGCUCUUGCUUUCCGCUUUGCUUAUUUAUGCUGCAAUGCAGGAGAUCAGUGCGAUAACUUCAGAUGGUGAAGCACUCCUCAGUUUUAAAACUUCUAUUGUUGGUUCCGAUGGUAUCUUCCAACAAUGGAGACAAGAAGAUUCUGAUCCUUGUAUUUGGAGUGGAGUCACUUGUGACAAUCACACUAGAAGAGUAAUUCGCUUGAAUCUUUCCUACCACAAGUUGAUUGGGUCUAUAUCACCAGAUAUAGGGAAGCUAAGUAACCUGAAACUACUAGCUCUGCAUGGCAACAGCUUAUAUGGAAAUAUUCCACCGGAGAUCGGAAAUUGCACAGAGUUACAACAUGUAUAUUUGCAAGGAAAUUACCUAAGUGAAUCUAUCCCCCCUGAGUUUGGUAACCUUUGGGAACUUGAGACACUGGAUCUCUCCAGCAAUACUUUGAGUGGGUCUAUUCCUGUUUCCCUUGGCAGAUUGACCAAACUUACUGAAUUUAAUGUAUCAACAAACUUCCUGACUGGAUUAAUACCUACUGAUGGCACUCUCUCCAAAUUUACUGAAAAUUCCUUUAUUGGAAAUCGUGGCCUGUGCGGGAAGCAAAUUCAUGUUGAUUGCAAGGAUGAAUUUGGUUCGGCACCAGGAGGUAGUGGAGCACCCUCCUCAGAUAAUCCAGGCAAUAAGAAGCCUACAAGAAAUUCAACUAGGCUUGUUAUAAGUGCAGUAGCGACUGUAUGUGCUCUGUUACUGGUGGCGCUGAUGUGUUUCUGGGGCUGCUUUCUCUACAAGAAAUUUGGGAAAAAUGAAAUUGGAGGUCUUGCAAUGGAUGUUAGUGGAGGUGCGUCCAUUGUUAUGUUUCAUGGGGACUUGCCUUAUACAACAAAGGAUAUCCUUAAGAAGUUGGAAACUUUAAAUGAUGAGAACAUUAUAGGUUCUGGGGGUUUUGGGACUGUAUACAAGCUUGCUAUGGAUGAUGGCAAUGUAUUUGCUUUGAAAAGAAUUAUUAAGACAAAUGAAGGAUUAGACCGAUUCUUUGAUAGGGAACUUGAGAUUUUGGGAAGCAUCAAACACCGAUAUCUGGUCAAUCUACGUGGUUAUUGUAAUUCCCCUUCGUCUAAGUUGCUACUCUAUGAUUUCUUAGCUGGUGGAAGUCUGGAUGAAGCUUUACAUGAACGUUCUGAGCAACUUGACUGGGAUGCGCGUCUUAAUAUAAUCAUGGGAGCUGCAAAAGGUUUGGCAUAUUUACAUCAUGAUUGUUCCCCUCGUAUCAUACAUCGUGACAUUAAAUCAAGCAACAUAUUACUUGAUGGCAAUUUGGACGCCCGGGUAUCUGAUUUUGGACUGGCAAAAUUAUUGGAGGAUGAAGAGUCUCAUAUCACUACAAUUGUUGCUGGGACAUUUGGUUAUUUGGCUCCAGAGUACAUGCAGAGUGGUAGAGCUACAGAAAAGACUGAUGUAUACAGCUUUGGAGUACUAGUACUUGAAGUAAUAAGUGGAAAGCGCCCCACGGACUCAUCCUUCAUUGAGAAGGGUUUAAAUAUAGUGGGAUGGCUGAAUUUUUUGGUUGUGGAGAACCGGCAAAGGGAAAUAAUUGAUCCACAGUGUGAGGGUGUGCAGCUAGAAAGCCUGGAUGCACUACUGUCGGUUGCCAUUCAGUGUGUUUCAUCCAAUCCUGAGGAUAGGCCAACUAUGCACAGGGUGGUGCAGAUACUAGAGUCAGAAGUCAUGACCCCAUGCCCAAGUGAUUUUUAUGACUCAAAUUCAGAGUGAAGCCAAGUUCCAGUAGGCAUUCUUUUGACUUUGUAACAGUGCAUGUUCCAAAAGCCAUUAUUCGGAGCAUCCUGUUCAAUUAUUAUUGUUAUUAUUCUUGUUUGUUUCUGUAAAUGGAACUACUUCUAGCCACCAUCAUUUGUUGUUGUUGUUCCAUAUCAACAUAGAUAUAUGUAAUAUGUUAGUCAGUGGAAGCUGUUUCUAUAUAUA